Messenger RNA from Daphnia pulicaria, 4481 nucleotides. RefSeq names its product DNA-directed RNA polymerase III subunit RPC1-like. Gene Ontology annotation, molecular function: DNA binding; DNA-directed RNA polymerase activity. The transcript has 16 exons. The record is from RefSeq and is a predicted model, not a curated record. Gene Ontology annotation, biological process: DNA-templated transcription. Bases 150 to 4313 code for a protein of 1387 amino acids. NCBI's taxonomy places the organism in Eukaryota, Metazoa, Arthropoda, Branchiopoda, Diplostraca, Daphniidae.
AAAAGAAAAAAAGUUCAUCACUCUUUUCCUGCUGCCAUCAAUAAUUCGUCUGAUCGAUGCCGGUGUAACACGUGCUUUUUAUUUCAUCAUUUCAAUUAUUUUAUCAUUUUAAACUAUUUCAAGUGGAUGAUUGAAAACUAGUUUUAACGAUGGUGAAGGAGCAAUACCGUGAGACUGACGUUAUUAGAAAAAUAGCAAGAGUAAGCUUUGGAAUUGAGAGUCCGCAGCAAAUACAACAGCAAUCUCACAUUCAAGUGGUAGCUCAGAAUUUGUAUAACCGAGAUGCUGGACGAACACCUAUGCAGUAUGGAAUGUUGGACAGAAGAAUGGGGAUGAGUGUUAAAGAUGCAAUAUGUGGUACUUGCGGAAAAGGGCUGACAGAAUGUGUAGGCCAUUUUGGUUACAUUGAUUUGGAACUUCCAGUAUUCCAUGUUGGAUACUUCAAGGCUGUAAUUACUAUCUUGCAAACAAUUUGCAAAUCUUGCUCUCAUGUAAUGCUUAAUGAAAAGAUGAGAAAGAUUUACAGAGCCAAACUAAAGGGUUCAAAAAUACCUUAUCUAAAUAAGAAAGCACUGAGGAAGCAAAUUCAAGAAGUAUGCAAAAAAGUAACACGCUGCCCAAACUGCAAUGACAUCAAUGGCAUGGUGAAAAAGUGUGGCAUGCUGAAGAUAUCCCAUGAAAAAUUUAGAAGUAUCAAGAAAGACAACGUUAUUUUAAAAAAUGAGUUAGUGGCUUAUGAGAAUGCUGUGCAGUUCAACAAGGAGAUUGAAACAAUGUUGUCAUCUGGCUUGGUCAAAAUGUUAAAUCCACUUGAAGUACUUCAUCUUUUUGAGAGAAUUCCAGACGAAGAUAUCCAAUUUUUGGUGAUGAAUCCUGAAAAUGGGCAUCCAAAGGACAUGAUUCUCACUCGUGUUCCAGUUCCUCCUGUUUGCAUUCGACCUUCUGUAGUGUCCGAUUUGAAAUCGGGGACAAACGAGGAUGAUUUGACAAUGAAACUAACAGAAAUUGUCUUCCUGAAUGAUGUCAUUGUCAAACACCGUCUCUCGGGUGCAAAAAGCCAAAUGAUUCUAGAAGACUGGGAUUUUUUGCAGUUACAAUGUGCACUUUACAUCAACAGUGAAUUAUCCGGUAUCCCUUUGAACAUGCAACCCAAAAAACCAUCUCGUGGUCUAGUUCAACGCCUAAAGGGAAAACAAGGACGGUUUCGUGGAAAUCUUUCGGGGAAGCGUGUCGAUUUCUCCGGAAGAACAGUCAUUUCGCCUGACCCCAAUUUGCGGAUUGAUCAAGUUGGCGUUCCGGAGUUGGUUGCAAAAAUUCUGACUUUCCCUACUCGUGUCAAUGAAGCAAAUAUUGAUCUAAUGAGAAAAUUAGUAAGAAACGGAGCAGACGUCCAUCCUGGCGCCAAUUAUCUGCAAGAAAAAGGUUCAGAAUUGAAAAAGUUUCUCAAGUACGGGAAUCGCGAAAGCCUUGCUCGAAAUCUCAAGCUUGGCGAUUUGAUUGAAAGGCAUAUGAUGGAUGAAGAUAUCGUCUUGUUCAACCGUCAGCCGUCGUUACAUAAACUUUCCAUUAUGUGCCACCGAGCAAAGAUUUUGCCGCACCGCACUUUCCGCUUCAAUGAAUGCGUCUGUACACCCUACAAUGCGGAUUUUGACGGUGACGAGAUGAAUCUCCAUCUUCCGCAAACAGAAGAAGCUCGCGCUGAAGCCUGGAUCCUAAUGGGAAAUAAAUAUAAUUUAGUGACUCCGCGUAACGGCGAAUUAUUGAUAGCAGCUAUUCAGGAUUUCAUAACUGGAGCUUACUUGCUGACAUUAAAGGAUGCUUUUUUCGAUCGAGCCAAGACUUGCCAAAUGGUUGCAUCCAUGCUUGCAGGUGACGAGGUAAACAUGGUCAUUAAACUUCCGCCUCCGUGUAUCCAAAAACCUGCAGCCCUAUGGUCAGGAAAACAGAUUUUCAGUUUGAUUCUUCGUCCUAAUCCUGGAGAUCGCAUUAAAGUUAACCUGAGAACCAAAGGAAAAGAGUAUUCAAAGAAGAACGAAGAGUUUUGCGUCAAUGACGGGUUUCUGUUGGUCCGUAAUUCUGAGGUGUUAGCAGGAUGCGUUGACAAAUCUACCAUUGGAUCUGGUUCAAAAAUCAACAUUUUUUACGUACUUCUUCGCGACUACGGAGAGGAUUUCGCUAUUCAGGCAAUGUGGAAACUUUGCCGAGUAGCUUCUUAUUAUAUGAUGAACCGAGGAUUCUCUAUCGGCAUUGGUGAUGUAACUCCUGGCAAAACUUUGCUAAAGGAAAAACAAACACUUUUGGACACUGGUUAUUCCAAGUGCGACGAAUACAUUCGUUUACUCACCUUAGGUCAACUGCCUUGCCUUCCAGGAUGCAAUGAAGAAGAAUCCUUAGAAUCAAAAAUCUUGAAAGAACUGUCUGGAAUUCGUGAUCAGGCCGGAGAAGUGUGCAAAAAGGAGCUGCAUCCGAGCAAUAGUCCAUUGGUCAUGUCUAAAAGUGGUUCAAAAGGAUCAUACAUCAACAUUUCUCAGAUGAUUGCCUGCGUAGGACAACAAGCUUUAAACGGCAAACGAGUGCCCAAUGGUUUUGAAGAUCGAAGUUUGCCUCAUUUCAAGCGACAUUCGAAAAUCCCGGCAGCUAAAGGGUUUGUCUCCAACAGCUUUUACUCCGGACUUACUCCCACAGAAUUUUUCUUCCACACAAUGGGCGGGCGUGAAGGAUUGGUGGAUACAGCCGUAAAAACAGCUGAAACGGGUUAUAUGCAACGGCGACUAGUAAAAUCGUUGGAAGACCUUUGUUGCCAGUACGAUUCGACUGUGAGAAACUCCACUGGAGAGAUUAUUCAAUUCGUUUAUGGAGGUGAUGGGCUAGAUCCUACUUACAUGGAAGCCAAAGAUCGCCCCGUUGAUUUCCAACGAGCUCUUGACCAUAUCAAAGCCGCUUCCCCUUAUCCGGAUGAAGAACCUUUGGAUGAUAUUGAACUGCAACAAGCAUUCAACACAAUUAUGGACACGGAUUCUUUUAAAAUGCUUGGAGUUGACUUUCAACAUGAGCUCCGGGUUUUUGUUGAGAGCCAAGUCAAACGGAUCAAAAAAGUACGGCAGCUUUUCAAAAUGGAAGGUCGAUCUUUACUUACAGUAGAAAAACACCUGGAGCGCAUAACUGUUGGUCAGUUAGUGGAAUUCUGCGACUUUUCUAAGGAAAAGUAUGAACGGGCUAAAAUUGAGCCAGGUACCGCCGUUGGAGCACUUUGCGCCCAGAGUAUUGGAGAACCGGGUACUCAAAUGACGCUCAAGACAUUUCAUUUUGCUGGUGUUGCUUCCAUGAACAUCACACAGGGAGUUCCUAGGAUUAAGGAAAUUAUUAAUGCUUCAAAAGCCAUCAGUACGCCAGUCAUUUCUACUCAGCUUUUAAAAGAUGAUGACCCUGAGUAUGCUCGACGAGUAAAAGGAAGGAUAGAAAAGACCACACUGGGAGAAGUAACAGAAUAUUUCGAGGAAGUCUACUUACCCGAUGAUUGUUUCAUGUUGAUCAAAUUGGACAUGAAUAGGAUCCGAUUGCUUAAAUUAGAAGUGGACGCAAAUUCGAUUCAGUGGAGCCUCUGCACAUGUAAGCUGAAAAUAAAGCCUAGUUUCAUUAAAGUCAUAAGUGAAACCAUCGUUAUCGUCAAACCUGCUCCAUCUUCGAAAUCUUCGAUGUAUCACGUUAUGCAACAUCUCAAGGAAACGUUACCCAGAGUCGUCAUCAAGGGUUUGCCAACUGUCAGUCGAGCUGUCAUCAAUAUAGACGACACAAGAAAACCACCAAGAUAUUACCUACUUGUUGAAGGUGACAACAUGCGGGAAGUGAUGGCGACCUACGGUGUUAAAGGGACCUCAACUACAUCAAACAAUAUUCUGGAAGUCUACAGUACCUUGGGAAUUGAAGCUGCAAAGGCGACUAUUGCUAAGGAAAUCCAAUACACCAUGGAAAGCCACGGCAUGAGUGUCGAUCGCCGGCACGUUGCUCUUCUUUCAGAUUUGAUGAGUUGCCGUGGUGAAAUUUUGGGCAUCACGAGACAUGGAUUGGCAAAGAUGAAAGAGUCGGUUCUGAUGUUAGCUUCGUUCGAAAGGACCUCGGAUCAUCUAUUUGAUGCAGCAUACUACGGGCAGGAAGAUGAGAUUACGGGAGUAAGCGAAUGCAUCAUCAUGGGAAUACCAAUGUCAAUCGGGACUGGGGCUUUUAAAUUGCUGUACAAAACCGGAAAGUCGGUUCCACCUAAAACAAGACCACUUAUUUUUGAUUUACCAGAAUAUCAUGUACCAAUGCUUUAAAUGCGAGUCAUGAGAGUGUAGAGUGUACCAAUGCGAUCCAAGGGAGCAAGUCAGAAACAAGUUUGCAUAUUUUAUCUUUCAAAAUUGAAAUUGUUGUGGUGACAUGCGGAUUACGCAGAAAUUUCAAACGGUAUUCUCAGUUAAAAUACACUGAAUUUUUAAAUUGCA